Molecule: messenger RNA, 714 nt
Organism: Arabis nemorensis
Lineage: Eukaryota; Viridiplantae; Streptophyta; Magnoliopsida; Brassicales; Brassicaceae
Source: the annotation of a GenBank genome assembly
AUGGGGAGCCAGAACGUGAUAGACAUUCCGACGCAGCUAGAAUAUUUCAGAGAGUACAAGAGAAAAUUGGAAAGUAAAAUGGGAAAACAAAAAAUGGAAAAACAUAUAGAAGAGGCUUUGUUUUGUGUAAGUGCAGGAACCAACGACUUCGUCAUUAAUUAUUUCACAAUUCCUGUACGAAGAAAGACUUUCACUGUCGAAGCUUAUCAACAAUUUGUUAUAUACAAUCUCAAGCAAUUUAUCCAGGUUUUAUGGCAAGAAGGAGCAAGGAAGAUAACGGUGGCAGGUUUGCCACCAAUUGGGUGUUUACCGAUUGUUAUAACAGUAUUUUCCGGCGAAGCUUUGACUAACCGUCGUUGCAUUGACCGUUUCUCCACCGUGGCCAUAAACUACAAUUUCAUCUUACAAAAAGAAUUGGGCCAUAUGCAAAUGAGUUUGGCCCAUCUUGGAUCCAAAAUCUACUAUCUCGACGUUUACAAUCCAGUCUAUGAGAUCAUACAAAAUCAUAAACAAUUCGGAUUCGAGGAAGUGAACAGUGGAUGCUGUGGAAGUGGAUACUUAGAGGCAUCGUUCUUGUGUAAUCCAAAGUCAUACUUGUGCCCUAAUACAUCUACUUAUGUCUUUUUCGAUUCCAUCCACCCAAGUGAGAAGACUUACUUCAAUCUCUUUAGGUCUCUCCGACCUCUUUAUGAUUCCAUUCUCGGUAGUUUUUGA